AUGUUUGGAAAAUCUUUUGUAAUCCUACUUUUGUUGGUGACCCCAGGAGAAGCAAGGAAGUCAUUUCUCAGUUUCCUGAAUGUACAAAAUUCAGAAAUACUGUCAUUUACAAAGACAAAGGAAGCUGUCAUCGUAAGGUCCAGUUACAAGGACAAACGGCCAGACUCCAGCUACCUUUUUGUGAAGGUAGAAGAUCCAAAGGUGCUGCAGGUGGUCAACGUGACCAAGACCUCGUGGGACGUUACAGACUUUACCCUCAGCCUAAAGACUUUCCCGGGAGAGACGAACAUGACCAUUCAGCUCUGGACUUCUGAAGGUAGGCACAAAAGACUCAUUGAAGAGAUAACAGAUGUUAAAGUCAGAGUGCUCGGACAGACGGAAGACAGCCUCUUCCAGGCACCAGUGCAUGUCAAUCAGUAUAUCUUGCUGCUUGUUUUAUCGAUGAUCCUUUUAAAUAAAUGUGCCUUUGGCUGCAAGAUCGAGUUCCAGGUACUUCAAACCGUAUGGAAACGACCUCUGCCAGUAGUUCUCGGGGCAGUGACACAGUUUUUUCUGAUGCCAUUCUGUGGUUUCUUUUUGUCUCAGAUUUUGGGACUGCAUGAAGCACAAGCUUUUGGAUUUGUAAUGACCUGCACAUGCCCAGGAGGAGGUGGGGGCUAUCUUUUUGCUCUCCUUCUGGAAGGAGAUGUCACUUUGGCCAUUUUGAUGACUUGCACAUCGACAUCCCUGGCCCUGAUAAUGAUGCCUGUCAAUUCUUACAUAUACAGUAAGCUAUUAGGGUUAGCAGGUGUCUUUCAUGUUCCUGUUUUAAAGAUUGUGUCUACACUCCUGUUCAUUCUUACACCAGUAUCAAUUGGUGUGGUCAUCAAGCACAGAUCACCCGAAAAAGCAGUCUGUUUAGAGAGAGUAGUUCGGCCUCUGAGUCUGACGUUAAUGUUUGUAGGGAUCUAUUUGGCUUUCAGGAUGGGACUGGUGUUUCUGAGAAUGACUAACCUAAACGUGCUUCUUUUGGGGCUUUUGGUUCCUGCACUGGGCUUUAUGUUUGGGUAUUUCUUUGCUAAGGUCUGUAUGCUGCCUCUUCCUGCUUGCAAAACGAUUGCUAUUGAAAGUGGGAUGUUGAAUAGUUUCUUAGCCCUGGCUAUUAUUCAGCUCUCUCUCCCACAGCUCAAGGCAUAUGAAGCCUCUGUGGCUCCUUUUACAGUAGCCAUGUGUUCUGGAUGUGAAAUGUUCCUGCUUUUUCUGACCUACAAGGGUAGGAGACUAGGAACCCUUAGCACAGAAGCUGAGAAAGCUCCCCUAGUCUAGAACUCUAGCACUCCUAAUCCUUGCCCUGGUUCAAACCGUGCAUCAACAAUGCCUGCUCUAAAGUCUCCUUUCAUCUGCUCGAAGGCUUGACGUGGAGGUGAGAGUAUUUCUUCUAAUACUUGUAUGUUUUACAUAUUUGUGUGUGUAAUAUGUUACACAUCUAUAUUAUAUAAAUAUGUUAUAUAGAACACACACAUAUGCUACCCAUAGUAAACACCCACUGACUGCUACAGUACAUAUUGAGAAGGGGCAUUAAGAUACCCUUGCAGUUGUUAGUUUGGUAAUGAUUUUACAAUCUCUUAAUGAGGAACAGCAAUGGAAAUAACAAGUGAAUCUUGUAUAUCCUGAGUUUUAAGGAAAGGCUGUCCUUACAAUGGGUAGCAAAUGCUUACUCGGGGAAUGAGCAUGCAGAUUUCUGUCUGGCCUCCCCACUAGCUCAUUGGGAAGCAGCCUGUCUUGAAUAAACACAGCAAGGCUGUUUUCACAGCCGCGUGUGCUUCUGACUUCUAUACUACACACCAAAGGCACGGGAACUUAUCUGGAAAGCUUGUCUCUCCCUCGCUGUCUUUUUAAACAGUCCACCUCGUUACUGUGAAAUGUUUCAUCAGUGUCUGCAGCAGCCUCCUCCCCGUUCCCAGCGCUGCUUCCCAAACCUUCCAAAUGGACUUUGACUUCUCUCUGCCAUAUUAAUCUUAAUGUUUUAUUUGGAUUACGUUACAUUUUCCUGCAA
Messenger RNA from Microtus oregoni (creeping vole), 2035 nucleotides. It is a transcript of the gene Slc10a5, whose product is annotated as solute carrier family 10 member 5. NCBI's taxonomy places the organism in Eukaryota, Metazoa, Chordata, Mammalia, Rodentia, Cricetidae. Gene Ontology annotation, biological process: bile acid and bile salt transport. Gene Ontology annotation, cellular component: membrane. Gene Ontology annotation, molecular function: bile acid:sodium symporter activity. The record is from RefSeq and is a predicted model, not a curated record. The transcript has a single exon. The coding region runs from base 1 to 1305 and encodes 434 amino acids.